Molecule: messenger RNA, 8640 nt
Organism: Porites lobata
Lineage: Eukaryota; Metazoa; Cnidaria; Anthozoa; Scleractinia; Poritidae
Source: the annotation of a GenBank genome assembly
AUGACUUUCAAGAUCGGUUCGGGGCAGCUUUGCUCCAUCCGGCCUCCGUUAAAGAAAUGGCACCGAAAUCACCUCAGUUAGUUUGAACAGAGGCCCCUAUAAAUCCGUUAUGGUUUCCUUUUUCCGUUAUAAUGUGAAAACAGCCAAAGUUUUAUUUUUAGAGAGCGAUGAACAAAAAUUCUUAGUGAUAGCGUUUUCCGCAUGGAAUUUAAAGGAAACAAGUAGCUCUUCAGGCUUUUUUUUGGAUUAAAACUUUUGUUCGGAAGCAUUCUGUCAACAUUUCCGCAAAACAACUUCCCCCGCGCUCCACCCGAAUUCCCCUUUUAGGAUCGCAAAGGCUCAAGAAAUAUGUGCUCUAAUAGAGCCUUAUUCCCCCCUCAAUUGUUCUGCAGUCUAGAAAGAAAUAAAUAGAGCGCACGGGGAGCGAGCGAGUUUACGGUGUAGGAGACGAGGGGUAUCACAUACCCUACAAUCUUCUGGAAUCACCCAGAGUAAAAAGGAUAGCGUGAUGUAUGGGACAAACAACUGUAUUUACUGGCGAGAAAUGAGGACGUUCUAGAUUUUCGAUGGCAACGAUUAACUUGAAAUAAAUUUAAUAAAACAUGGUCAUUGACCAUAAUCGUUAUGGAAGCAUGCAUUUUUUUUUUCGUGAAUACACUGCAGCCUCUUCUCGCUCCCCGUCAAUGACAGGCAUCAAAGGAGAGACAGCAGUAUUCGCACGCUAAAAGGCACGGAUAUCGUACAAGAACAGAGCCCGCGGAACAGAGGUGUUUAUAAUUUGUAGAGAUGGUAUACCAUAGGAAUCCAACGAUUAUUUUGCACGGACUGUUAAACGUUUACGACAAAUAAACAUUAUCUUAUAUAAUGAGCUGUGAGAACUAUGUUCUCCAUUCUAUCUUCAUUCUCGCAGACAUGUCAAAUAUGUUUCCCAACUGCAACAGUGCUGAAAGUUUAAAUGGGAAUUCCUCUUAUUUCCAUCGCACUUUAAUUUGCUGCAACUACCCUUGUAUACCGACAUGUUAAGUAAAUACAUCUGCAGAUAACUAAUGGUAAACUUCCUGUGUUCAUUUUAUUUAUUGCGCAUCAAAGAAGCGGAAAAAGACUAAAAAUGUUUUUGAAUUGGAAUUAUUUAAUAUUACUGACAAAUGGAAGCUAAUGAAGGAAACAAUAACUGAAAAGGAAGAUUUCUAAAGUAAACAGUUGUACUAUUAUGUUGUUGAGUUUAUUUGACCCCACGGAAGACGGUCACGGAAAAAUGGACUGAAUGCGGUCAAUUAAUAGAAUUCGUCGGAACUGCUCUCUGACUUUUGAUUAAAAAUACUAUAAGACAGUACCGUCAUUUACAAUAACGGCAAUGGAAGAUAUCUGAGAUAUCUCUCUUCUUCUCUCAAUUUUGAUAAAUUUGGUGAGGUUUCAUUUAAUAAAUCAGGGGCACCCAACGACGGUUUCCUCCUAAUUACACUGAAAACACUUUUUAAAGGCUACCCAGAGUACUUUUAGAGCUUUAGAAAUACAUUCUAAGUGGCGCUAUAAAAUUUGUAUAUGUUCGGUCAUCAUAGAGGAACUUGAGUGUUUUCGAAAUAAUAACGGCUUCAGUUUUAUUGUCCUGAAAAUUUUAGAUGCAAUUUAGCUCAUUACGAAAGUGAGAAUUUUUCUGAUCCCUCUCUCCAUCACAUUUUUGAAUCCAAAAAAAUUCAAGUUUCCUUUUUUCUACGAAAAAUAGCCUAACCUGGGCAGUGAAAUUAAAAAAAAUAAACCUAAGAAAAUCGUAGGGCAUUUACUAGAGAUAGGCUUCGAAAAUUGAUCAUGACUGGAACAAAUGGCUUGGGCUACUAUGGCAAUAUAGUAAAUGAGUGAAUAACUAUUUAUGUAAGAAAUUAUAACUAGAGGCCUAGGGUGUGAUCGAAAAGGAGAGGCAUUUCAUUGUCAUAAACUGAACCCUUUUUUCUUGAAAAAAGUUUCCCAAAAAGUUUCCCAAAAAGCUGCCAAAUUUGCAUGUGCUUUUUACUUUUUCUGCCAAAAUUAAACACUCCGUUUUACAAGACUAUAGCGAGCGGGAAGCUAAUUUAUGUUUAUCCGCCUGCCGACCAUUUGCGGAACAUGCAAAAGAAUGCAAUUUCGUCAUACCACUAAUUAAUGCAUAGUUUACUAGUUCGAUUCCUGAGUCAUGGGACCUAAAAAUAAAGAAGAAAUGCAGACGAAAACAUGAAAGAUGUACAGGAAAAACAUGAUGCCGACAAGCUGGCCUUUUCAAUGGAUACUGUGACAAGCGGAACAUACUUUCUAGUGUAAGCAUUGAAUUAAGUUCUAAAACACUGAGUGAAAAAAACUAAACAGCGUUUAUUUUUUCGUCGCUAUUUCCUUAAAGAUGCUCAGGUUAAAACCAAUUUUGGUGAUAUAUUUCGACUUCAUCACAACUGUUUGCAUCGGAAAGAAACAAACAAUGUUUCUAAAACUUUUUAACAUUGCCAUUUUUCAACUAGAUUUGUCAGCAGUCAUUUUCCUCACAUCCGAUUUUACAACAACAUCAGCUUUUUCUCACGCUUAUACAUUUUAUGUUUUAUUUUCUGUUAUUUCAGCCGCUUAACACUUGUGCCACCGCGCGAUAUUAAGAAUGCGUUCUUAAUGGUAUCGGAAAACUCUACACCAAUUUAGACGCAAUUUACAGAGACGGUGGUAUUCUAAAAUUGCAUUUUUUUUUGGAGAAAUCACGCGCUGAGAAUUUAGUUUGUUCUCUGCGCUAAAAUUAGUUUUUUCCUAAUGACACAAUGCACUGUAUAAAAGGCGUUCCGCUCUCGGCAGCAAAGGAGUAAACGGGCGUAUCCUGCAAACUGAUUAACUGGAAAGGAAAUCGCGACUAUUGAAACGUAAGUAUCACUUCUUUGUAAGGACUGAGGACUGAGGAAACAGCUCCGUUAGUUUUUCACUCCUUGAGCAUAAAAAAUGAGAAUUUUGCAGGAAACAACAGUUGCUGGAGAAAGAAAGAAAGCAACCAAACCCAACUAAGACAGUUUAAUAAAGCCCCAAAUACACACAAAAGAAUUAAUCAACAAAUUAAAGUGGACCCAGUUGAAUUCUGAAACAAUAAGUGGACACGAGACUUUCUUUUCUGUUAACAAUAGUUUUUUUUUACGUCUUCGGUGCAGUGACUUUCAUAGUUUCGCACUUAACUCUGAUUUCUUGCACGACUUAGUUAUGACUUGCCCGAAUCUUGGAUAGUGCAUUCCUGUUUCACAGAAGAAAAUACGUUUACACUUCCUCUCUACUAUAAAAAAAUGCAUGCGUGCUUGUACUGAACAAAAAUUUUCUUCUGCCUAUGAAGAGAAAAAUUGUGUUAAAAGUUCUUUUUCUGUAGGAGAACAACAGGAGAAAUCUGCCGUAAGCAUCUGGUAAUCGUGUAACAUCAAUUUGCCUUUAGAAGUUUUAGGCCAUCUUGGCUGAAACAUUGAAAAAUGUUCUGUUAGUCUGUUGUCUCGUCUUUUCUUUCCGUAAUUCGCGCGUGUUUUUGUAACAAGUACUCGAAACAUUUGCGAGAAAAGUUCAAAAUUUUAACCUGAUCGCGUAGUCCACAGUAAAUAGUACAUCAUCUCUUAUCGGACACACCUCGUUCUCAGGAGUCUAAAGAGAUUUCCGUUUCGUUACAUAAUUCUCAAAAAACUGAAGUUUUAAAAUUCUACCUUUGUUACUUAAUAUUGUUAUCAUGGAAAUUUUGUCAAUAGAGAUGCGCUAACUUCCUUUUCAAAAAUUUCUGUUACAUUUUCCAAAUCUUACCACGCUUCACUUUAGAAUGUUCAUUGUGAGACCGACCAGCUAUAGCGAUCAAAAUUAACAAUUGAAAGACUUCUAAAAAAAUUACGUUGACUUGCAAACUUAAUUUGUCUUAUGUGUGUGACUGCCAAUCAAAAGUGGCCCACUCGAGAAAAGAAACCACAAUUUUCGAGCAUUUAUCAAACAAGAAGACAAGGUGAAGCCGAAGUUUUGUUGACCGACUUUAAUUCUUUUUUUUGUGCAUUAUGAAGUCAUUAAGGAGUGUCCCUUUAACACUGAGAAAGAGCGGCCUUAUUGUGAACGCCCUUUGGUGCUGAACAGAAAGGAAAACAUCAACAGCAAAAAGACAAACAAUAACUCAAUACCGUUUAGUUUAAAGCAGUGAUGAGUCCUGAUGAUCGAGUUUCACUUAACAUACUGCUUAAGUCCUCAAAAUUAGAAUUUACAAAGGGUGAUUUUUUUUUCAGUUUUUAAAGAGUCCAAGAGUCAACCAGCGGAAAAGACUACCUAAAUAGAACCCAUAAAAAAGAUCUAUCAGCGAUAAUUACCAAUUAACAAUUUCUCCAGAGGAUGAAUCAGUCGUCGCAUCCUUUUGAUGCAUGUUUUACAUUUUAUUUAUGAAAUUAAAUAACAUUGCUUGACCUUGCUCCACUUUUAGUUACUGUUCGAUGCUCUUCACUAUUAAGGUCUUCACAAAAGAGCUUCUAGUAUAAGGGUGGAUUUCCACUACCGCGUAAUUUUUACGUGUGUACGUACGUAAUAAUUUUACGCGCGUACCUUUGGCAGGAUUUUUGAAAACGUUACCGCCAAAUAGACCUUUAGCGUCCAACAGUUUUUUUCGAAAGCAGCCAUUACAAAAACUAAGAGUGCAACCAUUGCUUUUAUUUUUCUCCUCUCCUCCUUUCUCCCUCCUUCUUCAUUUUUCUCCUUUCCUUUUCCUUCGUCCGUGUGAUUUUUGAGUUUAUCGUGCCCAAAAUUGAUCGAGGUUCAUCUUUAACGUUUACGCGCGUAAACUUUUUCGUUUGCGUUUGCGUUUACAUUAACGCGCAAAAAAUUUACGUGCGUACGCUCGUAAAAAUUACGCGACAGUGGAAACCAACCUUAUGAAGGCUAGAAUUUUCCAUAAAUCGCCUCUUCAUAAACUGUUUAGGUCGGUUAUUUAAACGAACUAUAACUUAGGCCGCGGUUUAGCAAAUCUUUGGAUCUCCAGAUCUCUUCCGUAGCGGAUAAUUUUAAGAAAAUAAAUGUAUUUUUGUCUACGCCUUAUGCUUUUAUGAAACUUAUCAGGAUAAACUAAAGCGUUGGGCAAAUUCAAAAUGGCUUAGAACGCGGUUUUGUUAGCUAAACUCCUUUCAAAUAACUGUCCCUUCGACUCACAUUUAUUGGUUUUUCCUUGAUUUAUCGUUUAGUUCAUGACUGUAACUUGUUUUCCCAGUGAGAUGACCAGGAAUUGCCUUAUUGUCUCUGUACUGCUCGUACUUGUGCUAGCUGUGGAUGGAAUAUACGGAAACUUUUGUGACCAGGGUCCCCCUGGAAGGUACUGUUUUAAGGACCUGAGUGGCUGGUAUGAGUGUACCUUUGACAAGUCAAAAAUGGUUCAAAAAACGCACAAAUGUCCAGCCUCUACACGGUGAGUGAUCAGAUUUCCCGGCAGAGCACUCCGAAUAUGAAAGGAGUGGGGAUGCUCGUCGUCUCGCUUAGGGGUGUAAAUUUCGGAUUUUGGUCUCACUUAGGGUGUUCUGGGCAAAGCGCUAUCAUAUUUAGCCGUAAAGGUCUCGUUUAGGGUUGCAAAUGAAAAAAUAUAAAAAUAUGUGUAUUGCCUGUGUUUUAAUAUGGUCUCUUUUAGAGGUCAAAAAAAGCGCGGGCUACGCCCAGAUCGGCCUCUUUUAGGAGUUUAAUUCAAAAUUUCCCACGAGCAUUCCCCCCUUUCGUAUGCGGAGUCCCCCCGGGUCAGGUUUUGGUUCAACGCAUACAGUUUUAGUUUCAAAUUAAUAAACGUUGUGGGUUUUUAUUAAAACGUUUGCAUGUAACAACUUAUAAGCUAAGAAGCAAUUUGAAAAUAAUGUAUUUGCUCACUAAAGCAAGAGUUGAUGAGACUUUUUCUUUUUCACAAUUUCGGUAUCUUUCACUUCUGAUUGGUUAAGAAAAAUAGUGCAAUCAGAAGGGUAGCUUGCGAGCAAGCCCGUCGGGGCAAAAAAAACUUUCCCUGUUUGCCCCGCCGCCCGAGCGCCCCGGGGAGCUUGCACGCAGGCUAUAAACACACAUGUGUGUGGCCAUCAUCAUCAUUAUUAAAAGUAACGUCCUACGCACCAGUAGGUACAUAAUGCCCUAAUAUUCUCUGAAUAGGCUAGUUUAUGUUUGUCGUUGGCUGUUGAUCCACAGUGUUGCCAGUGUCUUUUCUGAACAGUUCCUUUUUUCUAAUUAAAACAUUGACAAGCUGGCGUUUUGGUUGUUUGAGACGCACAGUUAUUGAUGAAAGCAUCUGGCUUCACAUAAAUAACUCUUGACGCGUUUAUCUACUUACGUACCUACAUUUACUUUCAGAUGUCAGUGUUUCUACGGUGUGGACUGCCCACCUACGGUCGGGAAACCCUGCGCUAAAUACGAGCUUCCCCCACCAUUCCCGGAAGUAUUUUCUACCUUCUACACCACGAUCGUUACCGACUGUGAUGCCAAGAGUUGUACGAACUUCACAAACAUCGGAGAAUUUCUGCAGAACUCUACCGCAGGGGAACAGCGACAUGAUCGAGUAGGAGCCGGCAGCUGGGAAACUACUUUCAUUUUCCCGUUUCAGUACAUUGAGAACAACAAUUACAUUCAGGUAUUUGCGCAGGUAUUUUAUCAAGCGUUUUCUGAAAUAUGGCGCUUGGAAAAUCACUUUAAAAUAGCCUGCCAGUAGUUGUCUGCAUCACACUAACAAAGACCCCCUAAUACAUCGAUGAUGAACUGUUUCAUGCUAUACAGUUUUUUGUUCAACAGGGCGUUUCUUGGGGUUCCUGUGCACUCCCUUCUUACUCUAAAGUAACCUGUAGUUGGGCCUUUGUUAAUUUCCAAAAGAGACAUAUAGAGAUGAGAGAGGGAAAAAUUGCAAGCUUAAUCUAAGAUGCCUUUUUUCCCUUUAGUAACCGGACCCUGGGCCCGGAUGUUCAAAGCUGGGUUAAGAUAACCUGGGGUGAGCGCAAAAUUCGAAGCAGAUAUGAAAGCGUAAAAAGCAGUUUUAUUCUUACCCUAGAAAGAAUAGAGGAAGUUAUCAGAGAAAAUGCUUUUGAACUGAAGAAAAAGAAAAAGGGAUUUUAACAUGUAAGUCCAGGUUAGCGCUAAUCGGCCUUCGAACAACUGGGCCCUGUAUAAAUAGGAGUCGGAAACACACUGCUGGAGUGACUCUGCCAGGGUGAGGUCGGGGACCGGGAAACUAGCCAGUAGUCCUUGCUACUGAGACCAGGAUAAACCCUGGUCAUGUAGGGUCCUUUGCUGGCCCCUGAGAGACCUGUUUUUAAUACAACUGCUAUUCUGCAAAAAAAAAAAAAAACUACUGGUUUGGUGUUUCGCAAGAGAGAGGGUCCUAAAAAACAUCCUGGUUUAUUUUUUUUUCCUUCGUGUUUUAGUUUGACGCUAUCUGGUUCGGCAGAAACUGUACCCUCAAUUCCAGGUCUAACUUUCCGCGCUUUGGGGUACCACCCUAUUUCACUUGCGGAAACACGUUUACUGGCAAACUCGGUGCAACAUUUAAAGGGUGUGAAUGGCGAUCAGGAGGACACAGCAAAACCGAUGAGGUAAGUGACAUAAAGAUUUUGGGGACACUGAACAUACUGAGCCACUGUAGGGGCGUGUACAAGAGGGCCUCACACGCCUAGACUGCGAGCAUCCUCUCCAUUCACGGGGGGAUUCGCGAGAAGUCACGCGCGAGCAGCACGCGAAAAAUGACGCGAGUGCGAGGGGUGGGAAAGAAAGGGCGUGUUUAAUCUAGGCAGGUCAAGUCUCACGUUCCUUUUAAACCCUUACUACAGACCUUUUCUUCGACUGGGGACCGCUCGCGCGCGUUCUUAAACUAGUCAAAAAUACUGGUAGUAGCAGCGGCCGUGAUAGCUAUAAUGAGACAUAAAAACUGGAUAAUGAUUUAUAAAGCACCCUUUCCCAAAGGGUCCAAAGGCUGUUUCAGUUUGGCGCCAGGCUGCUCCGGACCUCACCUUAUUUUAGGCCAAACCGAAGCCCGUAAAAUUGACAAAAGUUAUUUUCAAGAGCAGGACUCCUCUAUCUCGGGGUUUGGAUUUAUGCCCCACUCCAUCCAUCCCCCACCCCACCCCCUCACACCACCCACCACCACCACCACACACCUGAAUUUUACCAUAACAUACCUGAAUGGGAUCAAGGUAUUUGUCCUGGUCUCUAAGCCCGCUACAGUAGAGGUUUCAAUUUGAAAAUGUUCAUUUAUAUUCAUGCUGUUCCACUGAUUGGGUAAAUACUAUCGGCCUUAAUAAGUUCUUCAACACUUUACAAAGCAUAACCAUUUCUUUUCAUCCAUUCCAGGUUAUAAUUGACAAAUGGCUUUUGAUUCAAUUGAAGGAUGGUCGCUUCAUACCCUUUGCGCACGAGGUGCAAAGGCGCCCAACCCCCGCCAGCAACCACACAGAAUUCUACGAUACUGUGUUCGCCUCGUUCUUCCCAGACUUCCUCGAUCCUAGUCAGCUGUCGAUGCCGACAUUUUGUGGCCAAAACCUUGCAGUAUUGACGACCAGCCGUGUCGAAGGAAACGAGCCCGGUAUGAAACCCCCGGAGUUCAUGCGCGAAAAGUUGGCGAGAAACAAGGCUUAUGAUAUCGCCGAGUACUAUGACGCAAAACGUCGCUUACAGUUACUGCGCAAUCAAGGAUAG